Messenger RNA from Colletotrichum costaricense, 1476 nucleotides. RefSeq lists its product as uncharacterized. The coding region runs from base 1 to 1476 and encodes 491 amino acids. Gene Ontology annotation, cellular component: nucleus. The record is from RefSeq and is a predicted model, not a curated record. The transcript has 2 exons. Gene Ontology annotation, biological process: positive regulation of transcription by RNA polymerase II. NCBI's taxonomy places the organism in Eukaryota, Fungi, Ascomycota, Sordariomycetes, Glomerellales, Glomerellaceae. Gene Ontology annotation, molecular function: DNA-binding transcription factor activity, RNA polymerase II-specific; transcription cis-regulatory region binding; zinc ion binding.
AUGGCCGGCAACGGGACCCGGAGCCGAACCGGAUGUCUGGACUGUCGGCGACGAAAGCGGAGGUGCGAUGAAGGGAAGCCAAAGUGCGCCAGCUGUCGCAGGCACGGCGUCGUGUGUGUGUACGUCAAGUCGAGCCAGUCUUCGCCGUCCAAGUUUCUCCUCUCCGUGGCAUCUGGCCACUUCAUCACGCCGUUGGAGUCGCCGGCGAGCGAUUCCUUUGUGAACCUUCGAAGCGACGAGCUGGCUCUCGUUUGUCAGCAGUACGCAGACGGCCCCAGAGGGGUGUUGCCGUCGUCUCAAGAGCAGCUCAUGCCGGCUCUGAGCUGGCUGCCAAAGUCAAGCACGCUCCCCGGCGGACGAGAAAGCAUGAUGGUUCAGUACUACUUUGAGGUCAUCAGCAACAGCCGGGUGUAUGUCCCCAGCGAGAGGAACCUCUUCCGGACGUGCGUCAUGCCCAUACUCCUGAGCAGCAGCGGCCCUCUCUUUUCUACCGUCCUGGCACUGAGCGCGGCGGAAAUGGUUCGGAGGACCCCGCAAGACGGGGUAGACUAUGCCGGGGCGGCCAUCCGAUACAAAAUCAACGCCUUGACGCAGCUGCAGUCGAAGCUCAACACCGCUCUCGAGGCGGAGGAGAACCUCCUGACGUGUGUGCUCCAGGCCUCCUUGGAGAUAGCCGAGGGGUCUCGGCCGUCGUGGUUGAGGCAUCUGCGGGGUGCUCUGGCCAUCAUGGAUAACCACGGCGACUGGAUCACGCCUGAGUGCGCCGCUCUCGCGCUCCAGUAUUUUCGAUUUCGAUACGUCUUGAUGAAGACGACCGGAUGUAAAGCGCCGCAUCAUGAUGGACAGACCGACGACUGUGAUGAAGCCAUCCAACGCCUCGAACGGCUCUUGCCAGGCCAAGGGACGUUCCAGACCAUUGACCCCCAAAUCGGCUGUUCGAUGGAGCUAGUUCAGUUGAUUAGCAUGAUCUCGGCAGGUGCUCAGAAGGACGGCGGGUACACGGAAGAGGGAUCACGUCUCGAGAGACGCAUUCGAGAGUUGGACUUUUCCGCCGAGAGCAUGCACGACGACUACCUCGUCAAAAGCGCCGAGUGCUUUCGGUUCGCUGCUCUGAUUUACCUCCAGCUGAUUGUGUACGGCGCUACCGUACGGACUCGGGCGAUUCCGCACUUGUUGCAGACGCUGUUGGGUCAUCUUGGCGAGGUGAUUGUCGAGGACCAGCCGAGGCGAUCGUUUCCAAUGUGGCCGCUGUUCAUCGCGGGGUGUGUCAGUUCCAGUGACGCACACCGCAAGGCUGUUCUUGAUCUAUUCAACCUUCUGGACAGCAAGUGGCCUAUCAGCAAUAUCUCGACGGUGAAGAGGGUUGUUUGGACAAUCUGGCAGACAAGGGACUUUGACGGUGGCGGCGCAACGUCCACGGAUCAAGACUGGCAGGAGAUUAUUGACAGGUUUGGAUGGAAGCUUUCCUUGUCGUAG